AUGUCCUAAUUAAAAAACACAAGACCUCCAGUAAAAUAAACAAGAAAAGCUCGAUCUGAAUUAACUGAAGAACAAAAGCAAGAAAUAAAAGAAGCUUUUGACUUAUUUGAUACAGACGGAACAGGAUAUAUAGACGCAAAAGAAUUAAAAGUAGCAAUGAGAGCACUUGGUUUCGAACCAAAAAAAGAUGAAAUUAAAAAAAUGAUUGCAGAUGUAGACAGAGAAGGACGUGGAGUAAUUGAAUUUUAAGACUUUUUAGAUCUUAUGACUGUUAAAAUGGCUGACAGAGAUCCAAGAGAAGAAAUAUUAAAAGCAUUCAGAUUAUUCGAUGAUGAUUAAACAGGAAGAAUAUCACUUAAAAAUUUAAAAAGAGUAGCAAGAGAACUCGGAGAAGCAAUGACUGAAGAAGAAUUAUAAGAAAUGAUUGAUGAAGCCGAUAGAGAUGGAGAUGGUGAAAUAAGUGAAGAAGAAUUUAUAAGAAUUAUGAAAAAAACUAAUUUAUUUUGA
Molecule: messenger RNA, 507 nt
Organism: Ichthyophthirius multifiliis
Lineage: Eukaryota; Ciliophora; Oligohymenophorea; Hymenostomatida
Exons: 2
Biological process (GO): mitotic cell cycle; centriole replication
Cellular component (GO): centrosome; centriole
Molecular function (GO): calcium ion binding
Source: RefSeq, a predicted model, not a curated record